Messenger RNA from Rhopilema esculentum, 1449 nucleotides. The record is from RefSeq and is a predicted model, not a curated record. Lineage: Eukaryota; Metazoa; Cnidaria; Scyphozoa; Rhizostomeae; Rhizostomatidae.
AUGGCUUCAGUUAGCAUCGUUCCUAGCAUGCCGCCCUUCGACCCAGAUGCAGAGAUUGGUGCUUCGGUAGGCCCGAGAUGGAAAGUGUGGCUGCAAGAUUUUGAAACAUUUCUAGUAGCAAAUGAUAUCACUGACAAUAAACGUAAACGAGCUUUACUCCUCUAUCAAGCUGGCUCAAGAGUGAGGGAAAUAUUUCGCCAAUUAUCCGAUACAGACGCUGCUGAUGCAUACCAAACUGCCGUAACCAAACUCACUGCCUACUUCGAGCCCCAAACGAACAGGCUUUAUGAAGUCUACAAAUUUAGGCAGGCCGUACAACAACCAAAUGAGACGUUGGAUCAAUUUCACGUUCGACUUCGUCAUUUGGCACAAACUUGUGAGUUUUCUGAUUUUGAAAUACAGCUCCAAAUCGUAAUCGGAGGCAAAUCCACAAGUUUGCGUAAACAAGCUCUCAAAGAUCCUAAAUACACCCUUAAAGAUAUGUUACUGGACGGCCGCAGAGCGGGAAUUAGUACUUUUCAAACGGCAGAUAUCGAGGGUAAACAGUCAAGGGACAAUUUACAAGUUAUCAAACAGAAAAAGAGUUUCAGUAAACAACAAACUUCAGCACGAAAAUGUAGAAAUUGUGGUGGCAAUUAUCCACACAAAUCGAAGCCAUGCCCUGCAAAAGGUCAAAACUGUCAUCGCUGCGGAAAGCAAAAUCACUUCGCUAAGUUCUGUCUGAGCAAACAAGACACCCGCCAGUCUUCAUUUACCACGUCUAAAUCGAAAAUUCACCCGGUGUGCAAGUCAACAGAUUCCGACAGCGAAUCCAGCUCAUCAAACUAUUGUUAUGCAAUAGGGGGUUCAAGUCAAAAACCCUUAGAAACCCGGCUUAAAAUCAAAGGACAACGCAUCCCCUUCCUAGUGGACACUAGUGCGUCUAUCAAUAUCAUUGAUAAUGCAACUUUUAGUCAACUCAAGGGUAUUUCAUUACAACCCACAAACAUAAAAGCCUAUGCCUACAACUCGCAAACGCCCGUGAAAAUGAAGGGCAAAUUUGAAUCAUUGGUGGAAACAAAGAAACGUUAUGCCGUCGCAAAGUUCUAUGUCACGGAAGACAAUGGAGGCUGUUUACUUAACGCAUCAACGGCCCAAGACCUUGGCUUAAUUAGCUUGCAUUUAAACCAAGUUCACCCACCAACUGGAAACAUACAAAAUAAAGAUCUGAAUGAUAUCGUUAAUCAAUAUCCAGAUGUUUUCAAAGGCCUUGGUAAAAUGAAAGGAAAACAAAUUGACUUAGUAAUCGAUUCAAAAGUCAAACCAAUCGCACAAAAGUGCAGGAGAAUUCCCUUUCAUCUUCGAAAGAAAGUCGAGAGCGAGAUUUCCAAACUAUUAGAUCAGGACAUAAUUGAGCGCGUUCCGGAGAAUGAACAAACUGAUUGGGUUCACCGGUAUAACACGUUCUAA